Messenger RNA from Cololabis saira (Pacific saury), 2860 nucleotides. RefSeq names its product transmembrane protein 151B. The record is from RefSeq and is a predicted model, not a curated record. The transcript has 2 exons. The coding region runs from base 394 to 2109 and encodes 571 amino acids. NCBI's taxonomy places the organism in Eukaryota, Metazoa, Chordata, Actinopteri, Beloniformes, Belonidae.
GGAGGUGCUGCUUAACUGAUUUAUGCUCAUCUUAGGCAAGUUAAACUGGCAUCUACAGGCAUCUAAGCCCAAGUGGCUGACUGGCUGCAUCAUCAUGGUCAACCUGUGCUGUCUCUGCUGCGGUGAACUCCCUGAACCCCGCCCCCCUCUGCCCGGCCGGCCCGGAGCAUCGCGGGACUCCCGCCCCGCGCAGCAUCAGCCCCAGCAUCAGCCCCAGCAUCAGCACCAGCAUCAGCACCAGCAUCAGCACCAGCAGCCCGCCGGCUCCGGACCAGCCGCACAGGGGUGGACAGGGGUUCAACAAUCCCGAGCAAAUGGAGGCAUAUUGACAGUAAAGAAGGGGAACAAAGAAGCUUAAACUUCUGAUUUCCCACUGAGAGUGAAAAGUGCGGCAUGCUCUCUUCAGAUCAGGACUCAGAGGACACGGCGGCCAGCGGUGCCAAUGAUGCGGAGGGAGAGGAGCCUGAGGAGGAAUCACCUGCUGCCAGUGAUGCUCCAGGAGAACAUCAUCCAGUCCAGCAGUCCCUGGGCGCUUGCGUCUGCCAGGAGUCCCUGUGGCGCUGCCUGCUGCUGUCUAUGCUCAUGUACAGCUGCCUGGGAGCAGUUGCCUGGUGUCAGCUGACCAGAGUUACCAAGAUCAGCUUCAACUCCGCCCUCACCUCAUCCUUCUCCGCCUCCUUCACCUCCUCCCUGAGGGGGGCUCCUGGAAUCGGCGUCGGAGGGCCCUCCAUGAUCUACCACGACAGCCCGUGCUCUGACGGCUACAUCUUCAUCCCCCUGGCCUUCCUGUUGAUGCUCUACAUCUUGUACAUGGUGGAGUGCUGGCACUGCAGAGCCAGGAGCGAGCUGCAGUCCAAAGCAGACGUGGACAGCGUGUACGAACGCGUGAUGCGGAUGCGACAGGCCCAGCCGUGCAUUUGGUGGAAGGCCAUCAGCUACCAUUUUGUUCGACGGACUCGGCAAGUCACCCGGUACCGCAAUGGCGACGCCUACACCACCACGCAGGUGUACCACGAGCGGGUGAACACCCAUGUGGCUGAGGGUGAAUUUGAAUACGGUCACUGUGGGAUGAAAGAUGUGUCACGUGACCUGAGGGGCUUGGACGAACACCCGGCAACCCGCUUGCACUUCACUAAGUGUUUCAGCUUCACAGAGUCAGGACCAGAAAAUGAUUACCUCAACCAGAGAGCAAGGUUCUUCUCUGAAGUGGAAGGUUUGGAUGAUUAUAUGGAGGCCCGGGAGGGGAUGCAGCUGAAGAAUGUGGACUUCAGAGACAACCUGAUAGCCUGUGUUGACCCAGACAGGAUGCCCUGGUACACUUCACAGGUCGCCUUCUGGCUCGCAGCUCUGCUCAUGCUGUCCUGGCCUCUCAGAGUCCUCAUUGAGUACCGCACCACUUACGUACACUACCGAAUAGAGAAGCUGUUUGGUUUGGAGUACGUCCACAGUAGUCCUUCUCCUUUAGACGAGGACCGGCCCGUGGGGAUCAAUACCGGUUGUGUCAUUCCAAGAGUCAACACACUGGACAGCAGUGACAUGGAGUGGCACAUAGGUUGCAACCGCCAGCUGAUUCCCAGUUACUCAGAAGCCAUCCUGAUAAACAUGAACUCAGGAAACCCUUCAUCCUCCAACUGCGUCCGAUUAGAGGGCUGCAACCAGCCUGCUCAGAACUACGGAGCAAUUCAAAGCCAGGACGACCGUGGGGAGGGCAGCGAGCUGAACGGACGGGGAGCGGCCGCAGGAGGGAGGAGGAGGACCAUCACCAGCUCCAGCUGCUCCUCCAUCUUUUCCUGCCGCGGAACGGUGUUCCAGUCCCACCUGUCCUCAGACACGUCCCGUCUGUCCCUCUGCCGUAUGUACGGCUCUCAUCGCAGCGUGGGUCCGUGGAGGAGCCGGAGCAGCAACUUCUCUGAGCCGUGCUGCAUGGACGAGCAGUGCUGCCGGUCCGACUCCAGCCAGCUGGCGCUCAGUGACAGUCCACCAACUUACAGGGACGCCCACUUCUUCCCGUCCCUCAUUGUGCAUUGGUCUGAGGGGAAUGAGGACGGGAGGGAAUCAAGGCGUUACUACGUACGAAGGGGGUCGUCAUGCGUGGAGACGGCUUUGUAAUAAAGUUAGAUCCUUUAACGGUCAAUAAUAGUGGCGUUAAAGGGUUGGGAGCUGCAGACAUUUGUGGAUAAAAUGAGCUCAUGAAAAAAAUACUAAUUUUGAAAUGUUUUUAUAAGACCUCCUACUUUUUUACUUAUCUACAAACAGUCAUAGUCUUGAAUUGUAUUUAAAAAAUAAAUUAUAUCAUGAAAAAAGACAACCUGUGACUCAAACUAUGCAAUGCUUAGGCAAGCCCUCUGAGGGGGCUGAGGGCCUUCGCCCGGCUCCGGUCAUUUUGACCCGAGCCUUCGCGCCUUGCAAGGGUUAAAAAAACAAAACAUCCUCUCCUGGUUGCAUGAUCUGAGCGUCGUACUUUUAUCAUCAAGGGUCUGCAAAUGUAAAAGCUAAUGUGCUCAAAAUGGUUUCUUACUUUGAACGGUUCAGAGUAGACGAUUAAGUGACCUGCAAGAAGAAACAGUUAAAAAUGAAAUAUUCUCCUCAAUUUUCUAAGCAAAAUUAGAGAAAUGUUGUUUUGUACAGCUUUAGAGAGGAGAGAGGAGCUAAACCAGAUAGACACCCCUUUCCAUUCACACCACCUGACCAAACCAUCAUUGAAUGAUGUGGACAGGUCUCAGGAGAUUUCUGCAUGCAAGACUAACCAAGGAUGUCCCAGAAGUGUAAGCCUUUGGGCAGAAGAAUGAAAUAAAAUGUCACUUCACCAUUCUUUCUGCAAAGGCUACUGCCAAGAAGUGUUCACAAACUGUGUUCAUUU